AUGUCCGACACGGAAAACGCAACUGCGCCGCCAUCGGAGCACGACUCAGUCCCGUCGACACAGCUGCCCGCCCAAGACCAACACCUCGCCGCCGCCAAGCUCGGCCCCGCCGGCGUCUCCUUCACCAUAUGGCCUCCCACUCAGCGCACGCGCGACGCCGUCAUCAACCGCCUAAUGGAAACCCUAUCCUCCCCCUCCGUCCUCUCCAAACGCUACGGGACAAUGCCCCCAGACGAGGCCUCCGCCGCUGCGCGCCAGAUCGAGGAUGAGGCCUUCGCCGUCGCCGCCGGAUCCUCCUCCUCCGAUAACGACGGGAUCGAGAUCCUCCAGGUUUACUCCAAGGAGAUCAGCAAACGGAUGCUCGAAACCGUUAAGUCCAAAGGCACCGCCGGCUCCACCGUCGAUAACGGCGUCGGUCAGACUCCUACCUCCGAUGUUGCUCCUACCCCCGCCGAAGAGGGCGAUCCUGCCGCUGCUGCCGAGUCGGAAACCUGA
This is a messenger RNA of Sphenostylis stenocarpa, 495 nucleotides long. Lineage: Eukaryota; Viridiplantae; Streptophyta; Magnoliopsida; Fabales; Fabaceae. The record is from the annotation of a GenBank genome assembly.